Molecule: messenger RNA, 696 nt
Organism: Phytophthora sojae
Lineage: Eukaryota; Oomycota; Peronosporomycetes; Peronosporales; Peronosporaceae
Exons: 3
Coding region: 1-696 (231 amino acids)
Source: RefSeq, a predicted model, not a curated record
AUGAUUCCAACCUAUGACAAGCGAGCCACAAGGGCACGAAUAAGUGAAGAUCUCCCGCAAACCACGAAGCUUUUCUCAAAGCUAUCUAAAGCUUCUACAAGUAAGAGCACUCUGGAGGAUUCAGACCGACCAACAGAGCCCCUGCGUAACCUGGACACCCCUAAAACUUCAUCGAGACCCUCAAAUAUCGCUGCUUUGGAGGCUAUCAAGCAGCAAAUGGCGCGGGAUAUUCAAGACCAAAUCGCUUCCACAAAGGCAGCUCUGAGGGAGAUGGAGGUAUGCAGUGCUAGUGGGAAAACGCUGGAAGAAGAGGAGGAAGAAUUACGACAGCUGCAGCAGCAACUCACUGCGAAAUCCUCGGAGAUGGUUGCAGCGAUGGACGAGUCCAGGUCGAAGCUGCAGGAGCUUUUUGACCCAACAACAGCAUCAUCCUUCAGCGACACAAAUCGUGCUGAAGAUGAUAAAAUGGGAUCUAAUAACCAAGAGCCGACUAUCUUCGACUCGACUGCAUUAGUGAACGAGCUGAUCGCUCGAGCAGAACAAGCCCCUGCUCUGCUUUACAAGAAGUGGACUAAUGACCGCUCUCGCAAGAUCGCGCAGCUAGCGACCUACAGAGACCAGCAGGCAGUGAUCCAAGCUCAGCAGUCCAUGCGAACAUUCCAGCAAACGCUCGCUGAGUUCCGCAACCAGCGAUAA